CUUUGAACGGAAUGUCGUGGCCAGAGUGACCAGUGUUGGACACCCACGAGGUCAGGCAGGACAUGGUUCAGUGCAAAAUUUCAACAUGGCGAGGGAACCUCGGACGCCGACGGCGACAUCCUACGAGAGCGGCAAUGCCAAGCACGAAUGCAACGACGUGUUCUUCCUGCUCAUCUUCCUCGGUGUGUUCAUCAUGACGCUUGUGUUUGGAGUGAGCUACGGCGGAACGCUCGUGGACAUCACCAAGGCCAAGGACCUGAGCAAUUCGUCGGGGUUCAAGCUCGUGCUCGAGUACGCAAUGUAUGCGGGCUCGCUGUCGACGCUCUUAUCCAUCUCAUGGAUUGUCGUGCUCAUCUUCAUGGGCGAGUUCAUGAUCUGGUUCACUCUUGUUUCGAUGAUCUUGGCGUGCAUUGUCGCCGCGAUUUUCAUGACGACGCGGCUGCACGACCUCGGAGACAAAUACUACUGGUGGCCGGCCGCUGUAUUCGGGACCGCUGCGUUGCUUUUGGGAUUGUACGCGUACUGCAUUCGAAACCGAGUGAAGUUUGCAGCGAAGCAUCUCAAAGUUGCCGGGAGCGCCUUGUUCCGCCUCCCGUUGGUCUUUAUCGUGACGAUAGCGAUGGUCGGGGUGCAAUUGGCAUGGGGCGUCGCGUGGGUCGCAGGGACGUUCGGCCUCCUGAACAAACUCGGUUUCAUCAACGUACCAGCCGCGUGCACGGACAACCUGGCCUCGACCGCUUGCAAAGUCGACGUGAAAUACGGUGGCGUAGUCGGGAUGUUCUUCGUGAUGCUGUUUGUGUUUUUUUGGGGCGCGUUGGUCGUCGAAGGCAUUGUGGCGGUCACGGUCGCGGGAACUGUCGGAACUUGGCGCAACAACGUUGCCGCGCCGUGCAUCACCGUUUCGGCGUGGCUUCGCGCGGCGACGCUCAGUCUUGGGAGCAUUUGCUUUGGGUCGUUGGCUGUUGCGAUCUUGGAAACGAUUCGUGCGUUCGUGGGGAUGGUGCAGUACGUUGCCAAGGUCGAAGGCAACUGUGUCGUGAGCUGUAUCGCUGGGUGCCUUCAAUGCAUCCUGUCGUGCAUUCAGAGCUGGAUGGAAAUUUUCAACCGCUACGCGUUUACGUAUGUGGGUCUCCAUGGGUUCAGCUUUGUCACGGCCGGCCGCCACGUCACCGACAUGUUUGCGUCGAAAGGGUGGACCGCCAUUGUGAACGACGAUCUGGCGCACUGGGUCUUUUUUCUCGGCAAUCUCGUAGUCGGCGCCCUCUCUGCGUGGAUCGGACUUCAGUUCGUUACAGUCGACGUUGCCGCCAAGGUGUUUCCCGGUGUUGCCAAGCCCGAAUACUUGGUCGUAGUCAGCGCCUUCUUGAUUGGGUACAUCGUGAACAGUGUGUUCAUGACGGUCAUGUCGGCGGCGGUCACGACCGUGUUUGUGCUAUGGGCUGAAGACCCUCAAGGGUGGCAACUCACCCAUCCGGACCACUACGCUCGGCUCCAUGCGGCAUGGCUCGAAGUGUACCCGAAUGAAUACAACGACGGCCGCGGGAAACCGCAGCAACAGUCUGCGGCUGUGUAAUGACCUCGCACAGCAUCCCGUUCGAUUUUUAACUGCGUUUGAAUCCAAUAACGUACUCCUGCUUUGCCCUGGAUUCCGUGACGUGUUUCACCGACGACGAUGUGCAUGCCAUCGUCGACUUUUGCAUGGCCACUCUCUCUCUCCACUGAAAAUUUGCGGGGUUCGUGAGCUUUCGCAGCUUCCCCAUGGCAGCAUAACGUCCCUGGCAAGGUCCUUUUCCAGGACACUUCGUCGUGAAAGCUUGCAUUGCUUACGCCAGACACCCGCGUUCUGUCGACACGACCCAGCAACGAAUUGCAACAAUACCAACCUUUCGUUCCAGCAACAAGGACCCACAAGGUAGCAGUCAUGUCGGGCAACGACAGCGACAAGAUACGACAGUUCGCUGUGUACCAUGCCCCACGUGCGUGGAUCGGGAAAUGUUCUCGAGGCAUCGUGUUCGUUCGAGAUGGCGCAGUCGGCAUGCACCCUCUUGCAGGACAGCUCGACUUGUGACCUGUAUAUAUGAAUAACCUUCUUCCCGUA
This is a messenger RNA of Aphanomyces invadans, 2098 nucleotides long. RefSeq lists its product as hypothetical. The coding region runs from base 86 to 1573 and encodes 495 amino acids. The record is from RefSeq and is a predicted model, not a curated record. Gene Ontology annotation, molecular function: transmembrane transporter activity. Gene Ontology annotation, cellular component: membrane. The transcript is spliced from 2 exons. Gene Ontology annotation, biological process: transmembrane transport. NCBI's taxonomy places the organism in Eukaryota, Oomycota, Saprolegniomycetes, Saprolegniales, Verrucalvaceae.